AUUCUCAUUUAGAAAGGCAGGGAUGAAAAUUAUUUCCAUGGGCAGAGCGCGAACACACCGCGGGAUGCGUGUGUCUCCUCUCUACCAUGAAGCGUUUAAUACAGAGAUAGGUUUAUAAUCAGGAGAUUACCUGCUCUUGUUAUUUUAUUUUUAUUUCAACCAGAGUCUCGUCGCAUUUUUACUGCUUCUGUCUGGCGUCUGCUUCGCCUGUGAGUCUGCCGCGGAGCGGUUGUCACACAGGCCGAGAAUCGGAUUCUGUUGCUGGGAGGAGACCACACAGACUCACCUCCCUCCUUGCUAGCAUUAUUAUUAGCUGGCUACGAUGCGUGUCUGCGGCUGCUGUAUUUUCUACACAGCAGACCACGUUACAACGAGACAGGUCUUUGGCUAAUUGGUUGUGUAACCCUGCUGUACCUAAAGGGUGAUUUGGAAAUACGCAGCACCUUUCAAGGAUGGAUGUUGACUUGUGCGCCGGCGGGGACGGUACCAGGAAGAAACCGGAGUUACCGGUGGCUGCAGACGGCACAAUGGAUGUAGUACCUUUGGAGAUGUAUGACUCUGCCAGAGCAAAAAUAGCUGCAAACCUGCGGUGGCUUUUUGCCAAAGCCUACGGCAUUGGCCAUAUUCCAGAGGACCUGCGGGACCCGUUCUACACAGACCAGUACGACCAGGAGCACAUCAAGCCCCCCGUCAUCCGUCUUCUUCUGUCCUGCGAGCUUUACUGCCGUGUGUGCGCUCUCAUCCUGAAGACCGAGCAGGCCGCGUCGCUUCAGUCCCACCUGUCGGUCAUCCAGGCUCUGUCCAGAAAGGGCAUUUAUGUCAUGGAGAGCGACGACACGCCCGUCACAGAUGGAGACCUGGCCUGCAUUCCUAUCAAAAUGAGUGCACACAUUUCAAUGAUCGAUGCUCUCAUGAUGGCCUACACAGUUGAGAUGAUCAGCAUCGAGAAAGUGGUGGCUUCUGUCAAGCGCUUUUCUACCUUCAGUGCCUCAAAGGAGCUGCCCUUUGACCUUGAGGAUGCCAUGGUCUUCUGGAUCAACAAGGUGAACAUGAAAAUGAGGGAGAUGAUGGAAAGGGAACACAAAGUGAAGCAUCACCCUCUGGAGUCGCCCAGCCACCAAAAGCCUGAUGCCAUGCCCGAGCUGGCCCACAGCAUGCUGGAGCCGCCGGAUCUCUACGAAGUGGUCCGGUAUCGUCGAGAGCACGCAUCAGGUCGCCAGCUGCCCUUCUUCCCGCUGCUGGAAGACCUCAUGAGGGACGUUUGUGACGGCGGCGCGCUGCUCACCGUGGUCCACUACUACUGCCCUGAUAUCAUGAAGCUGGAGGAUAUUUGCCUGAAGGAAGUCCCUUCCAUCGCUGAUAGUCUGUACAACAUCCAGCUGCUGAGAGAAUUUGCCAGUGAAUAUCUGAAUAAAAGCUGCUAUCUGACAAUGGAGGACAUGCUCUACUCACCGCUUGUUCUCAAGCACAACGUUAUGGUGUUCAUUGCUGAGCUGUUCUGGUGGUUUGAGACGGUCAAGCCAGAGUUCGUCCAACCCAGAGACCUUCAAGAGUUUAAAGAUGCUCGAGCCAUAGCUCAUCCCAAGAGUGCCCGGCCAUCAGUGCCCAUCUCCAACGCCACCAAGCGCAGCUUUCUGACUAGUCCUGGCGUGGCAGAUAACCAGAGCAACCCCGAAGUCUGUAACAGGUACUUCCUGCACCCCGAAGGCUCUGACCCUCUUAAGGGCGGUCCGGCCUUCAGUCCCUCUCAUCCACUGCUUCCUCUUAGACAGAGGCAACAAAAACAGCAAGGGGACGACGGCGGAGGCUUGAGAAACCGUUCGAACUCUCUCAGUCAGAUGGAUGGACAACAACUCAGAGGCUCUGCUGCAGCGUGGCCCGACAAAAGGCAAAGACCCCUGUCCACGCUGAGCCCCUUCAUGCUGCAUUCUGCCACCGACAGCGACGCUGACAUUGCCUCUGGCGACAGCGUGAGUCUGGCUCGCUCCAUUAGCAAGGACAGCCUGGCGUCCAACGUCACCAACGUCACUCCUAAACAUCAGACCGCCGUCCACCAGUCGUCUGCCAUGCGAAGAGUCAACGGCCACAAUCUACUGAGUCAUGUCAACAUGGAGGACGGGGAAGAAACUCCCGCCGACGCUACUGUCAUCCCAAAACGAUCCGACGGGCCUGCUGCGUCAGCCACAGCCAUACCUAGACCUUCCUCCGACUCCACUCCUGACGCCGACGGCUUUUACCUUGAACCACUGAUGCCUGCUGUUCUGAAAACGGCUAAAGAGAAAUCUGUAUGUCUGAACAAAGAGGAGGAGAGCGGGGAGGGGCCCCGCUCGGCAGGUAGGGGUUCCUUACGCCGUGGAGAUGGGUCUUCAGCUGCCGUUCGCAGAAAAGCGCCUUCUGAUCUCAACCAGACGUUUCCCGCUCCAGGCGAAGAGGAACGCUUGACGGACGAGCGGCAGCAGGCGGAUUUCAGAGCGGUCAUAACCAGGGAGCCAGCUGAAGGUUUCUACCACUCGGACUCUGCCCAGCCAAAGUGCGUCCACGGUCCGGAGGCAGAGCUGGAGGACCUGGAUGAGGAAGAGGAGGAUCUGGACGAAGCUCUGACCACUAAAGACUCGAGGAAAGGUUACGGCGAAGCAGACGAAGAGGAGUCAGCCAAGCUCCAGGAGGACAUGAAUGUCAAAGAGCACGAAGACAAAGACUUUAAUGGCGCCAGCGGCCGCUCCAGCCCCUGCCUCAGCACACACUCCCAAGCUAGCAGCAUGGCCAGCGGCAGCGUGCGCAUGACCUCCUUCGCUGAGCGAAAAGCGCAGCAGCAGCGCUUCGGCAGCAACCACGACCUGCGCUCCAGCGCCUCCAGCUCCCAGAGGACGACCCCGGACGGGUCGGAGAGCAGCGGACCCCUGUCGUCGUCUUGGAGACUGAAGAGAGAUCAGAGCACUUCCUCCCCCUUGGGAGGGUGCAAUCGUCCAGGUGACGGUGGCACCAACGUGCUGGCGUCUGAAAUCGUUCAGCUCCGGAUGCAGCUGGAGGAGAAGCGGCGAGCCAUUGAGCACCAGAAGAAGAAGAUGGAGGUGCUGGCGGCGAGGCAGAGACAGAAGCUGGGCAAAGCGGCGUUUCUGCACAUCGUUAAGAAAGGAGGCGGACGGAGCGACACGCUGCCCAGCUCACUCAAAGCAGACAUCUCUAAAGACGAUCUCAACGGGGAGAAGGGACCCUUAAGCAAAGACGAUAUGUGUGUCGACACCCUACGGGGGCAGAAGGAGGCAGAGGGGAUGGGUGCCUUGGAAGCAGACAAGAAGGGGAACGGCGGGAGCUUUUAUCUCGACGAGGAACUGGACCUGAACGAGUGCAGCCGCUCCAUCGAGCUGCUGAACGAAGCCAUCGGCAGCAUCCAGCAGCAGAUGAUGCAACUGUCGCUGCAGCAGGAGAUGCUGAUGAAACAGAAUGUGCAAUCCCCACCCUGCGCGACGCCGCCUCCUCCACACGCAGGAGACAAAAACGGUGACUCGAAGACGGGAGGCUUUCACUUCGUGGAGCACCUCUCUGGGUCGGGCAGCGCCCCCACCAGGAAGCCGCCCAAGCUGAGCUCAGGCCGGAGCUCCAGGUCCAAGCCGUCCGAGCUGAAACUGGCGAAGGAGCAGAGCCGACCGGCCUCCAGGGCUCUCACCCCGACCCAGGGCGGGUCAGAAACCUUAGCAAGCCCACGGCAGUUAUCUGGAGGCAGGUCCCCCAGAUGCGAUCGAAACCCCACCGCCGCGGAGAUGAUGGACCGACCGGGAUCUGGGCAUGUCAGAAGUGCCACCUUCCGCCUUCAGGACGAGGCUAACAUGCGCCUGCCAACCCGCGUGGACCUAGCAUGCGUGCCUGCACCAGAACCGCUUGGCGAGUCUGGGUCCAGCACGCAGGUAGAGGGUGACGUCAGUUCCUCAGAGAAGGAAGGACUCCUGUCAGAAGAGGCACAGCGAAGCAAAACCCACCUGAUUGAGGUGGAUCUGUCCGAGCUGAAGGCCCCAGAGGAAGAGGAGGGCACCGAGGACGCCGCGGCAGAGAAAGGCGAUGGAGAGCAGAAGUCAGUGAUGGGCUUCUUCUUCAAGGAUGAGCAGAAAGCUGAGGAUGAACUUGCGAAGAAGAGGGCAGCAUUCCUGCUGAAACAACAGAAGAAAGCCGAGGAGGCUCGUAUUCGCAAACAACAGCUAGAAGCUGAAUCCGAACUGAAACGAGAUGAAGCCAGGCGAAAAGCGGAGGAGGACCGCUUGCGUAAAGAGGAGGAGAAGACGCGGCGGGAGCUGAUAAAGCAGGAGUAUCUUCGGCGGAAGCAGCAGGAGAUGUUUGAGGAGCAAGGCCUGGUGAAGCCCAAAACGCCCAAACCCAAGCAGAAACACAAACACAAGGCGGUUAUCAGAGAGGAAUCUGCCACUGAUGAUUUCUCCAAGUGCUCUUCCACACCAGACAACCUGAGCAACGCCCAGUCAGGCUCCAAUCUGUCUCUGGCCUCUGCAGCGACAAACGAGGCCGACAGCGUCAACUCCGGAGGGGCCGGCUCCCAGCGCUGUGACUCUGUGGAGUCGUUUCCAGGCAGUCGCAACAACAGCCGAGCCGCAGAGAGAGACUGGGACAACGGCUCCACCGCGUCCUCCAUCACUUCCAUGGCUGAAUACACU
Molecule: messenger RNA, 4661 nt
Organism: Poecilia latipinna (sailfin molly)
Lineage: Eukaryota; Metazoa; Chordata; Actinopteri; Cyprinodontiformes; Poeciliidae
Gene: camsap1b
Product: calmodulin regulated spectrin-associated protein 1b
Biological process (GO): neuron projection development; cytoplasmic microtubule organization; negative regulation of microtubule depolymerization
Cellular component (GO): microtubule minus-end
Molecular function (GO): calmodulin binding; microtubule minus-end binding; spectrin binding
Source: RefSeq, a predicted model, not a curated record